This is a messenger RNA of Symbiodinium sp. CCMP2592, 2091 nucleotides long. Lineage: Eukaryota; Dinophyceae; Suessiales; Symbiodiniaceae. The record is from the annotation of a GenBank genome assembly.
AUGUUGUUGAGGCUGCCUCAAGGGCAGCAAGAGCAGCUUCAGAGGCUGCAAGAGAUGAUGGGAGCCCAGGUUCAUGGGCAACAGCAGCUUGCAGCUGCAACACAGAGCUUUGCUUCGGCUAGCUCGGCCACAAAGGGACGUGGCUUGAUUGAUGUGAAAGCUGUGGGGCGACCGAGCCAGUUGGGCGGUACAUUGGAAGAGGCGUCGCGGAACUGGCGCCAAUGGUCGUAUCGUCUUGAGCUUUGGCUAGCCUCGCAAUUUCCGGAUGCUAGGAAGAUCCUUGCUUGGGUCAAGGAGAAAGGUGAUACCGAGAUUUCUUUGGCAAGCCUGGAGUCGACUUCGAUUACGGGCGUCGCCAAGGAAGCGGUGCUGGAAUUUAAUCGCCAGCUUGAGGUGGUGCUUGGGACGCUUACCAGCGAUGCCCGCCUGGAUCCAUCGGACAUGGUCACCAGCAUGAGGUGGCUAAGGUCACUUAUGAGCACUUCGGCGGUGGACUCCGUCACCGACCUGGUGCCAGCCAUUGAGAAAUGGGAGGAUGCCCACCGGCGGUACAGCCAGCGGAAGGACUGCGCACCUUUGACGGAGCAGCAGAAGAUGGUUUCUUUGAUCGGCCUCGCACCGUCUGAGCUUCAGGGCCACCUGGAGCUAAACCUGGGAAGGCUCAGCAGCUAUGAGUUGCUGAGGAGAGAGAUGGUGUCCUUUGCGGAUACCAAGCGGGCCUUUACGGCCACGGACGGUGCUGUGCCAAUGGAGGUGGAUGCUUUGAAGGGUGCCAAAGGACCGAAAGGAAAAGGAAAGAAAGGAGACAAAGGAAAGGACAAGGCUCAAGCGGGCAAGGGUAACAAGAACCGGCCAAAGGGCCGAGCCAACGAGCUUGACGGCACGGAGGGCGGCGCCAUGGAUGGGGCCGGCGAUGCCGAAUAUGAAGCCGAAGAGCCUGAUGAGGAAGCCGAGUUGGGCUUCAUAGGGGCUCUGGAUGGCGAGGGCGAGGCUGACCCCGAUGGGGACCCUGCUGACGGCAGGGAAGAUGGAAGCGGAGGUGAUGGAGCGCUUCGCUCCUCACCUGGUGCCGACAACUCUGGAGCCGGAAGCUCCACGGAUCCCCCGGCACCCAAGGCAAAGGCCAAAGCGGGAACCACCAGUUCCACCCCAGUGGGCCUAAGGAUGGCCGAUAUGAGUGUGCUGAACAAGCUUCAGGAGAGACGAAGGGAGCUUGAAGCUCAGAUCGCCGAGGUGGAAGCCAAGGGCAGCGAAGGUGACCAAGGUGAGCUCACCAUGCACCGGCUGAUGCUGGACAUGGUUAAGGGUCAGAUAAGGAGGGCCCAGGAGCUCAAAAGGAACCGAGAAGCAAGGAUCUCGGCUAGGCUUCAGGCCGACCUGAAUGCGGGUCACAACCCGCAGCUGGCAAAGCGGAAAGAAAAGAGCCGCCAGAGAGCGGCCAAGCACCGACAGAGCCUCAGGCUAGGGCAAGCCAAGGCACGGGUCAGGAGAGAGGAAGCCCUGGAGAGGAGGUUCAACAUACCCGAGAGGGCACGCAAGCAGGAUGAAUAUCCGUUGCUGCCCAGUGCUGGGUCCAAGGUGGCUGCGCCACCCUCUCGCCGAGAAAAGGCUAUGAUGAGGGGCGAAGGCGAGGACCGCGAGCACUCUGGGGAUGAGCUCGACGAGCCCAAGGAAAGGGACUGGAGUGCCAAGCCUCGACGGCUAACGCCGGAGGGCCGCGAAGGCAAGAGGCUGCGAGAGCAGAAGAGGAAGAAAAGAAGGGCUCAGGAGAUGAAGGAAGAAGCGGGUGGUGGACCGCCUCGAUCCCCACCGGCAGGGGUUCGAGGAACCGACCGGCCCAGUGAGCCGAAGGGGCCACCGCCUAAGCUGCGGCCGACCCCUAAGGUUCGACCGACACCCAAGGAGCCGAGUACCCCGCCACCGGGCCAUGAGUCGAGAAGGAAGAAGAAAGAAGAGGAAGAAGAGGACCUGGUGGAGAUGGUCUUCACCUUCAUCGACGGCUCGGGGGUUGUGGUGCGAAGAAAGGGCAUCUCCGAGCUCACCCUCAGCCAGAAAAGGAAGGUGGAGGAGGCGAUCGCCUCUGCACCUUGA